UCUCCAUUAAGUCACGUUAAGUAACAUUUUGUUGCAAUUCCAGUAUUUGAGCCAGUCGUCAAGUCACGUAAAUCGGAGUACAUUGAAACCCUCUUGUGUGUACACGACGAUUUAUGAAAACAUAUCUUUAGGGAGAAUCGAUUGCUUUUAGGUCCAAAUCAAGAUGUUCCACACAUGUGGACCCAAUGAAGCCAUGGUGGUGUCUGGCUUUGGUCGUUCCCCUCCUCUAAUGAUCGCUGGAGGAAGAGUGUUUGUCCUCCCCUGUAUUCAACAGAUCCAGAGGAUCACUCUGAACACCCUGACUCUGAAUGUAAAGAGUGAUAAGGUGUACACCCGUCAUGGAGUGCCCAUCUCUGUCACUGGCAUCGCCCAGGUGAAGAUCCAGGGUCAGAACAAGGAGAUGCUGGCUACGGCCUGUCAGAUGUUCAUGGGGAAGUCUGAGGCUGAGGUCUCCAACAUCGCCCUGGAAACACUGGAGGGGCACCAGAGGGCCAUCAUCGCCCAUCUGACUGUUGAGGAGAUCUACCAGGACCGUAAGAAGUUCUCUGAGCAGGUGUUCAAGGUGGCCUCCUCUGACCUGGUCAACAUGGGCAUCGGCGUGGUCAGCUACACGCUGAAAGACGUUCACGACGACCAGGACUACCUCAAUUCUCUGGGUAAAGCUAGGACAGCUCAGGUGCAGAAGGAUGCCAGGAUCGGAGAGGCUCAGUACAAACGAGACGCGGUGAUCCGUGAGGCCCAGGCCAUGCAGGAGAAGGUGUCGGCCCAGUAUCUGAAUGAGAUCGAGAUGGCCAAAGCCCAGAGGGACUACGAGCUGAAGAAGGCCUCCUACGACUACGAGGUCAACACCAAGAAGGCAGAGUCUGAGAUGGCCUAUCAGCUACAGGUGGCGAAGACGAAGCAGCGGAUUGAGGAGGAGACGAUGCAGGUGAAGGUGGUGGAGAGGUCUCAGCAGAUCAUGCUCCAGGAGCAGGAGAUCAUCCGCAAGGAGAUGGAGCUGGAGGCCAAGGUGAAGAAGCCUGCUGAGGCAGAGAGAUACCGUCUGGAGAGACUGGCUGAGGCGGAACGUGCACAGCUCAUCAUGGAGGCUGAGGCAGAGGCAGAGUCCAUCAGAAUGAGGGGCGAUGCUGAGGCAUUUGCUCUGGAAGCUAAGGGUCGUGCCGAGGCAGAGCAGAUGGCUAAGAAGGCUGAGGCCUUUAAACAGUACGGGGAGGGAGCCAUGGUGGACAUGCUGCUGGAGAAACUACCACUGAUAGCAGAGGAGAUCAGCAGGCCCCUCUCCAUGGCCCAGAAGGUUACCAUGGUUUCCAGCGGUGGGGGUGAGGUGGGCGCGGCCAAGCUGACCGGAGAGGUUCUGGACAUCAUGACCAGACUACCAGCUGCUGUGGAGAAACUCACUGGAAUCAACAUCUCACAGGUUGGCCUGUCCACCCGAAUGGGCUGAGAAUGGAGCCCAAUGACUGAGACAGUCUGCACCGUCAGACCAGGAACUCCAUACUGCCUCCUUGUGCCUAUAAUUACUAUUACCUAGUGUAGUUGUCUGCAUGCCUGUCUGCAUGCCUGUGUUAGCACGUAGUCUUUCUUAGAGCAUGUCUCAGCACUCUUAUUGGCACUGAUCUGGAAACAGAGGAUGGGUCAAAGCUGUAUGUUAUAGGUCUUCUGUGGGAGUUUGUUUCUCCUGGUCAUUCAUAUCUCUGUUAGUUCAGCUUGGAUGAAGGAAAGGAAAGCACUUUGGACUAGCAUGACACAUCCUUAGUAGUUCUGGUCGUAACUAGCCUCUUUUCCCCGUCCGUUAUUCAGUGUGUUUUAAUCCCUGCUUCAAGCCUGCCUUUCUGUCUCCCUCUGUUACAGGUUUGGGUCCAUAUAAACAGUUCCACUGUCACAUAGUUGUGUUUUAGUUGUAAUUCAUAGAAUGUUAUUUAAUUGGGAUGUGGUUGAGAAAUGAUGUUUUCAUUCUCAGUGCCUUUUUGUUGUUCACAGGAAAUAAUCGUGUCAGUAGGAGGUCAUCCAUUUCAUUGUUGGGUUUGUCAGCUGAUUGUUUUGUCAACAUUUGCAGUUGUUCUGUAAGGUAGUCUGUCUUGUUCGGAGCAUGGUUGGCUAGCUAGUUGCUAUCCAUUGCUUUGCAAAUGAAGAAGAAAUGCUCUUUACUUUCACUGUGGACGUAUCUUUCUUUUUCCUAGCUAAUUGUAGUCCUGGUAGUCAUGUUAUUAAACAUGUUCUACCUGCUUGUGGAUUCCAGUACCUCUGUCUACCACCUUAUGGACAAAGUGGUUAUCCACUAUGUGCUCCCCUGACAGUAGAUCCUAGAUCAAGCUACUGAUGACCCUCUAGAAUGGCCAGUGCCUUGUGUUUUAAAGUCUAAUUCAUCAUAUCAAUACAAGCCAUAUUACAGUAGAAACCAAGUUGCAUGCAGAUGAGGCUGAUUUGUGGGCUUUUUGCCAUGACUCGUGUGUGGGAUGAAAUCACAAACUAUAUGAUGGGUUGGCACUAAACCUCUUCUCUCUGUUGGUACAAUGGAGUACUGAAUUUGAUGGUACCUAAUCAUCUCAUUUUCCAAAGCAAAAAAAAUCAAGGAACUACAGAUUCUCUGUUACUAUAGUGUUUAUCCAACAGAUUGUCAUGUACACCAUUCUGGCUUAGUUCCAGUGUGUUUCUAAACCCUAGACUUAUUAGAAAGACAGGCCUUAGAUCAGAGCUUCUGCUGUGCUAGAACUGCAUAAAGGUGGAGAUUUUCUGUGAAGUGAUUGGAAGGAAGAGAGAGGGAGCAGACUGGGGUUUUCCUGCUGAAGACUAACCUCAGAGGUAGGAUUUAUCCAGGUCAGGUGUACUGUCAGUCACGUGGUGCCUGGUGGAUGUGCUGUUUGAGGUGAAGUUAUGUGUGUAGGAGAGGGGAAUGGAGAAACUAGCCUGGGUUUCAGUCUGUUUCUGUUCUCUUAAACAGUGUUUCUGCUCUCCUUAACAAUGUCAAUGGAAUGGGCAAAAGCAUAACCAGACCUGGGACCAGGCUACAGACACUACUAUAGUGGAGUCCCAUGUAUGGUCCAGUAGGGUAGACAUGCACCUUCUGUAGACUGGAGUAGACGAUAUACAUUUUAAUCAGACGUGUUGAUUAAUCAGGAGCUAUCCUUUUGUAUCGUAAUCUUAUCAUUAGACUGAUCUAUUUUUCCAGAUGUUCUAUGUGGUGCUGAUCACAUCCCUGUUUGAUCCUUUUUGUAGUAUAGGGUUUGUUGUUAGGGACUGGUUCUAUACCAUAGAAAUAGAAUCCUUCUAUGUUCUAUACCACCGCUCAGGAUUCUAGAAGCUACUUCUCUCUAGCUGAUUGUAUUCCCCAAAGCUUAUAUGCUCUCUGGCUGUCUAUGCAUUUUGUUACCGCCAAGUGCCUGACUAAGUUGAAAGAUUCCCAUUUUUCUCUCAACCUAAAGGCUAAACUAUCACCCCACGUUAAACAUUGUAACAACCUAUAGAGGCAUGCUAUGUCCUAAAGAUAUUAAUGAAAGCCAAUUUCGCCAAACCAAUACUACUGCUUUCACUUAUGCACACACCUGUAUAUUACGUCAUAAUGUCAAUGAUUUGUGACUUAACAUUUUUCUGUACUGUAGCUGCUCUUAGUUAAAUAUGAUUUCUGUGAUUGUAUUUCCGUCUAUGCGUUGUUGACAUGCCAAGAUAAUGCCUGGCCUUCCAUGUACAGUGGCUUGUGAAAGUAUUCACCCCCUUGACAUUUUUCCUAUUUUGUUGCCUUACAAUCUGGAAUUAAAAUAGAUUUUUUUGGAGGGGUGGUUUAUAUCAUUUGAUUUACACAUGCCUACCACUUUGAAGAUGCAAAAUAUUUUUUAUUGUGAAACAAACAAAAAAUAAGACAAAAAACAGAAUUUGAGCGUGCAUAACAAUUACAGCUGCAAGUCUCUUGGGGUGUUUCUCCAUAAGCUUGGCACAUCUAGCCACUGGGAUUUUUGCCCAUUCUUCAAGGCAAAACUGCUCCAGCUCCUUCAAGUUGGAUGGGUUCCGCUGGUGUACAGCAAUCUGUAAGUCAUACCACAGAUUCUCAAUUGGAUUGAGGUCUGGGCUUUGACUAGGCCAUUCCAAGACAUUUAAAUGUUUCCCCUUAAACCACUCGAGUGUUGCUUUAGCAGUAUGCUUAGGGUCAUUGUCCUGCUGGAAGGUGAACCUCCAUCCCAGUCUCAAAUCUCUGGAAGACUGAAACAGGUUUCCCCUCAAGAAUUUUCGUGUUUAGCACCAUCCAUCAUUCCUUCAAUUCUGACCAGUUUCCCCAGUCCCUGCUGAUUAAAAAAACAUGAGGUUCUCGGGGUGAUGAUAGGUGUUGGGUUUGCACCAGACAUAGUGUUUUCCUUGAUGGCCAAAAAGCUCAAUUUUAGUCUCAUAUGACCAGAGUACCUUAUUCCAUAUGUUUGGGGAGUCUCCCACAAAUGCCUUUUGGCAAACACCAAACAUGUUUGCUUAUUUUUUUCUUUAAUUAAGCAAUGGCUUUUUUCUGGCCACUCUUCCAUAAAGCCCAGUUCUGUACGUCUUAAAGUGGUCCUAUGGACAGAUACUUGGAGCUUUGCAGCUCCUUCAGGGUUAUCUUUGGUCUGUUUGUUACCUCUCUGAUUAAUGCCCUCUCUUGGUAGGUUUGUUGUUGUGCCAUAUUCUUUCAAUUUUUUGAAUAAUGGAUUUAAUGGAUAUUUUUUUAUAAUUCAACCCUGAUCUGUACUUCUCCACAACUUUGUCCUGGACCUGUUUGGAAAGCUCCUUGGCCUUCAUGGUGCCCCUUGGUGUUGCAGACUCUGGGGCCUUUCAGAACAGGUGUAUAUAGACUGAGAUCAUGUGACACUUAGAUUGCACACAGGUGGACUUUACUUAACUAAUUAUGUGACUUCUGAAGGUAAUUGGUUGCACCAGAUCUUAUUUAGGGGGUGAAUACAUACUCACACACCACUUUUCUGUUUUUUUGAACGGACUGUUUUGUGUAUGUCCAUUACAUGAAAUCCAAAUAAAAAUCUAUUUAAAUUACAGGUUGUAAUGCAACAAAAUAGGAAAAACACCAAGGGGGAUGAAUACUUUUGCAAGGCACUGUAGUGUAAACUUUGAAUUCAAGUGCACUAAGUUAUGAAUAUUAUGAAAUUAUUGUAACAUUAUAUAAACACAAUCGCUCUGAUUUCCUAACUCAAA
Messenger RNA from Salvelinus fontinalis (brook trout), 5166 nucleotides. RefSeq names its product flotillin-1-like. Gene Ontology annotation, biological process: positive regulation of endocytosis; positive regulation of cell-cell adhesion mediated by cadherin; positive regulation of cell junction assembly. The record is from RefSeq and is a predicted model, not a curated record. Bases 164 to 1444 code for a protein of 426 amino acids. Gene Ontology annotation, cellular component: plasma membrane. NCBI's taxonomy places the organism in Eukaryota, Metazoa, Chordata, Actinopteri, Salmoniformes, Salmonidae. The transcript has 12 exons.